Molecule: messenger RNA, 881 nt
Organism: Lolium perenne
Lineage: Eukaryota; Viridiplantae; Streptophyta; Magnoliopsida; Poales; Poaceae
Biological process (GO): maturation of SSU-rRNA from tricistronic rRNA transcript (SSU-rRNA, 5.8S rRNA, LSU-rRNA)
Cellular component (GO): preribosome, small subunit precursor; nucleolus; 90S preribosome
Source: RefSeq, a predicted model, not a curated record
CGGUCCAUCUUGUCUCGGUAGGGUUCUGCCCAGGCGCCGCCCGCUCUGCUCUGACCAGCUGUUCUCCGCCCCGACCAGCUCCCUGCACCUCUCCACGCCCCGACCGCAGCCGCCACCCCGCCGCCGCCCACCGUCUGCCGCCCCAUCCCCGCUGCCGCCGCUGCUCGUCCGCCCCGGCGCCCCGCCCGCUGUCUCUGCCCAGUCAGGCGCUCGCCCGCCCGAGCUGCGUGGCUGCGUCCCGUCCGCCCCCCGCCCUCUACAUAUCCUCGUCCGGUCUGUCCCGCCGAGCCCGGCGCCGUCGGCCGUCCCCUGGCCAUCCUCCGCCCCGGAGCUUUCUCUGAAGUUUCUCAACUUCGACAUGACUGGGUCUAGGAAGCAGGAGCUCAACUCUAAGAAAAAGCUCGAGAAGAAGCUUAGCUUCUACACAAAAGUGAAAGAUACGGUUACUUCCCUAAACGCUAAGAAGGCUAUCAGUAAGAAAAAGAAACAGAGGAGCCGUCAGAAGAAAUUGAAAGCAUAUGAUUUCUCAGAACUUUCUGAGUUCCUCCCUGAAACAACUAGCUCACAGAAGCAGACUGAAGUAAAACUGAACUGCAAAUCUAAGCAGGCUUUAGUGCAACGGGAAUCUGCUCAACUAAACGCUGUACUGAACAAUCCUCAGUUCCAGUUAGACCCAUUUGCGGCAAUUCAUCAGCAUCUGGUAUUAACACAACCACCUUCAUCCAUUAAAGAAGAUGACCCUGCAAAGAUUGGGAAGAAAUCUAGGAAGGACAAGAAAAGGAAGAAAAAGAAGAACGGCGCUUUGUCGGCCACCGAGUCAAUGUAUAUCUGAUAUUACCAACUAUAACUAUCUAAUGAAAUGAACGCAGUUAUUUUUUUAA